ACAUGGACUCAGGACUGUCUAAUGUCAAUAAUCACAGUGGCAAGUGGCAACUCGCUAUAUUAUUCAAUUUUAAAUAAAUAAAAACAUUAAAGGAUUUAAUUGUAGUCUUUAAACUCAUUUAAACUAAGGUUAAUAUGGGUAAAAAAAAGAAUAAGAACAAAGUUAGUGGGGCUGUUAAAACUGCCGCCAAAACAGAAAAAAAGUUAGCAAAUAAACUCAAAAAAGAACUUGCUAAUAUGGGAGAGGAAGAUAUUGCGAAAGUUAUAGCAGAAAUUGAACGGGAAGAAGCAAAGAGGACAGCAGCUACAGAAAAGUCGCUCUCUGGACCACCCUCAACCAGAGCAUAUGCAUCUCUUACUCCCCAUCCUAUUAAUAAUGAACUCAUUUUAUUUGGGGGUGAAUAUCAUAAUGGUCAGCAGACAGAGGUGUACAAUGAUCUGUUGUUCUACAACCCAGUGAACAACACCUGGCGGCAAGUGAAAGCGCCGGGAGCGCCGCCGCCGCGCAGCGCACAUCAGGCCAUUGCUACACCCGCUAAUAGAGGUGAGCUCUGGGUGUUUGGCGGAGAGUUCACAAGUCCAACGGAAACACAGUUCUAUCACUACAAAGAUCUGUGGUGUUUCUCGCUGGCUGACAAGAAAUGGGAGAAGGUAGUAGCCCCAAACGGUCCAUCCCCCCGUUCCGGACACAGGAUGGUCCUGCUCGGCCGGAAGCUGUUCAUCUUCGGUGGCUACUCGGACGACGGGCGUGAGUGCCGCUACUUCGACGACCUAUACACCUUCUGCCUGGACACAAGGCAGUGGGAGAAGUUGGCGCCGAACGGUAGGGGGCCGUCUGCCAGGUCCGCCUGUGUUAUGUUACCAGCUGGGAAUGAUUCGCUCAUAAUCUACGGCGGGUUCUCGCGCGUGCGCGAAGGCCGCACGGAGCGCACGCACACGCACUCGGACAUGUACAAGCUGGCGCACAAGGGCGCGUGGGGCUGGCGGGCGCUGGGCGCCGGCGCCCCCGCGCGCGCCGGGCUCGCGGCCGCCGCCAACCCGCACGCCAACAGGGGCUACGUGUUUGGGGGGGUGCGGGAUGUUGAGGAAACGGAAGAGGACAUCCGCGGCGAGAUGAGCGACGAGUGGCAAGUGCUCGACCUGGACACGUGUCGCUGGCACGAACUCACGCUGCGUUCUGACACACAAGCCACCACGCAAGCCACGACGCAAGCUGACAUGCAAGUAGAGGAGGAGUUGGAUAAGGAGAGUGUUACUGUGGUCACAGACGAAGUGUUCACCAUGAAGCUGGGCGGGGCCCAACCCACGUCCACGGCCACGCCCACACAGGCACGCAGCAAUGAUACAAAGCGAGCUGUGAGCGGGCGCAUGUCGGCCAUGCUGGCGGUGCAGCGCUCCGUGCUGUACGUGUACGGUGGCCUGCUCGAGCGGGACGACAAGCAGUUCUACCUGUCCGACAUGUACAGCCUGGAUCUGCACAAAUUAAAUGAAUGGAAGACAAUCAUAGCACAGCCAAAAUUACCUGACUGGCUGGGUUCAGAUUCAGAAGAAUCAGACUCGGAAAGUGGGACAGAAGAUAGCGAUGAAUCUGAUGAUGAAUAAAAAUCGAUAUAUUAUGUGCUGAUGUAAGAAUGUCAUAGUUUAAGACAAAAGAUACUUUAAGUGUAUUUUUUUAAAUAUAUGUUAUUUUAUUCAA
This is a messenger RNA of Zerene cesonia (dogface butterfly), 1695 nucleotides long. Its product is annotated as kelch domain-containing protein 4. The transcript is spliced from 9 exons. The coding region runs from base 135 to 1601 and encodes 488 amino acids. Gene Ontology annotation, molecular function: protein binding. The record is from RefSeq and is a predicted model, not a curated record. NCBI's taxonomy places the organism in Eukaryota, Metazoa, Arthropoda, Insecta, Lepidoptera, Pieridae.